CGGCGCGUCCUCCGUCGUCGGCUUUCUCUACCGGCGAUCGUCUCCGGCGAUGCACCUUUUCCAGAUCCGCCACAGCUUUCAGGUCUAAGGUGUGUUUAGAAGAACAAUUAUCGAUGGAGCGCAAGCAGAAGUCUUUAGGAACUUCAAGUUCUCAAGCCACAGGAGCUUGUGUUGACAGUGUUUUCAGAUUCUUUAGUCUUCCGGAGGAAGUUUCCCAUCACAUUCUGUCUUUCCUUCCUGUGAAAGACCUCGUUCGCUAUGGUGGACUGUCCAAGAAGUGCCAAGAAUUUCAACUGUCGACUCCGUCUGUGAACUUUGUGGGGUUUUCAUCCCUGCCCAACAAUAGGCAUUUCAGGCUGUUGGGUUGCUUGGAUAGGUUUUUGUUUCUUCGUGGGGAUAAUAAGAUACGACGCUUCCGUGUGGAUUGGAAUCUUGUUUUAGGGAAAACUGCAAGCAUCUAUAAUGAGCUUUACCGAGUGAUGACAUGGGUGCAUGCUGCAGUCAAGUGUAAUGUUGAAGAGCUUGAUCUUAAGUUGAGAAUUCUCGAAGCAACAACGUUUGAGCUGCCCAUAUGCGUCUUUGAUUGUAAAUCCUUGAGUUCUCUAUUGGUUGAGUGUGGUACAGCUCUAGCAACACCUUCCGUUGCGUGUUCAACUAAUCUUCAAUACAUAAAGUUGAGAAAGGUUAAAAUUGAUGAGGGGUUUUGCAAAUGGAUCUCGUUUUCUUGCAAAUGCAUCAAGGAACUACAAUUUGAAGAGGUGAAAGUAGAAAAUAUUACCAUUGAUAGCUCAUCUUUGGAAUCAUUUAGUCUUGUGUCUCCCUCUUUCUGUGGCGUACGUCAACUUCUAAUCUCAGGGAAGAAACUUGAAAAGAUAGAUAUAGAAUGGAGAUGUGCUUUACCUAGUGGCACAUCCUUGGAUGUUUCAGCUCCAAACCUUAGAUCUUUCAAAUGGACUGGGAAUUUGUUGAAGCACCAGAAUAUGGGGAAUUUAAUGUGUUUGGAAAAAGCAGAGAUUUUCCUGAGUCCUUCCGCAGACUACAACUUUGACAACGCAUUUGGGGUUCUUCACAGUUUAUGCAAGGUUAAAGUUCUUAUUCUAAGUGAAGAGACUGUUAAGGCUCUAUUUAGGGAAGGUCAUAUUCCUGCACAGUUUGAUGAUAUUUCUUACUUGGCUAUGGAUAUUACGAGCUGGGAUGAUGAUGUAGUUUCAGCAAUGGUCUCUCUUAUGAAAGGAAUGCCGAAUUUGAAUACUUUAAACUUGAAGUCUAACCAUUCCAUAAACGUCACGAAACCUGAGGAAUGCAGAUUUGAUAGGACAUACUGGAAAUCCCAAAAUUUGACGUUCAUCUUAGAGCUGAAGGAGGUGACAAUAGAGUUUUUUUGUGGGAACAUUGAAUUGGAGUUGGCCAAUUAUAUCCUGGAGGAUGCUAAGAACUUGCAGAAAAUGGUGAUUAUCUAUUCACCACAGCAAUCAAACCUUAUCAGGGGACUAAAGAAGAGCAAGAUGAACUCCACUGCUAUCAUUGUCUGUCAGGAAAAACAAAGAAAGUGAAGGAGAUAACAGAGGUUUAAUAUUUUCUGAAGAACUUACAAAAACGUUAACUUAAUGUUGAUGAAUGCAUUGUGGCUUUAUUUUUGGGAAUUGAUUCUGUAAUCUAAGUUUAUAAAGGCUAACAGAUAUGUUAACGUCAGUGGUGUUCACAUGACCAAGGAAAUCAUGGUCAAUCACUGUUGGAUGUAAAUCAAACGGUGGGAAGUAUUAUUUUAAAGUUACGUUUUAUUUUCCACCCUUAGAUUUACAUCCAACGGGGAUUAAUCAUGAUUAAUCAUGAUUUUCUUGGUCAUUAGGUGACCAUGUGAAUACUACUGUGUUAAAUUUAGCUCU
This is a messenger RNA of Fragaria vesca subsp. vesca, 1886 nucleotides long. Its product is annotated as putative F-box/FBD/LRR-repeat protein At5g22610-like. Bases 114 to 1553 code for a protein of 479 amino acids. The record is from RefSeq and is a predicted model, not a curated record. Lineage: Eukaryota; Viridiplantae; Streptophyta; Magnoliopsida; Rosales; Rosaceae. Gene Ontology annotation, molecular function: protein binding. The transcript is spliced from 4 exons.